Brassica oleracea var. oleracea is the source of this 549-nucleotide messenger RNA. RefSeq lists its product as uncharacterized. NCBI's taxonomy places the organism in Eukaryota, Viridiplantae, Streptophyta, Magnoliopsida, Brassicales, Brassicaceae. The coding region runs from base 1 to 549 and encodes 182 amino acids. The transcript has 2 exons. The record is from RefSeq and is a predicted model, not a curated record.
AUGGGGAAAGAAAAAUGUGCGAUCAAGUUGGACAUUUCCAAAGCUUUUGACACCGUUAAGUGGUCAUUCAUAAUCUAUGUGUUACAAGCAAUGGGACUACCGGCUCAGUUCAUUCACUGGAUACGCAAGGCUUCUCUCUCGCCUUACCUAUACGUCAUCCUCAACAACGUUUUAUCAAAGCUCCUAAAUGAAGCAGCGGAGGCAGGAGUAUUUGCUUAUCACCCACAGUGCAAUCAAGUUAAGCUCACACAUUUAAGCUUUGCUGACGAUAUUCUGGUCUUCACCAACGGUACAACUGAGUCGCUAUUGGGAGUUCUAGAAACAAUGAAAAGGUUCGCAACUAUGUAUGGCCUCCACAUCAAUGCUUCAAAGUCGUCUAUCUACGCGUCAGGUAGUGAUGUAAGCAGUCUUGUAGCCACGGCAGAGGCCUUGCACGUAGGGGUAGGAACACUCCCCAUCCGCUACUUGGGCAUGCCACUGACCACAAAGUCACUUACCAAUCAUGACUAUGAGCCGCUUAUCGACAAGAUACGCAACAGAAUGCUUUGA